Ceutorhynchus assimilis (cabbage seed weevil) is the source of this 2658-nucleotide messenger RNA. The record is from the annotation of a GenBank genome assembly. Lineage: Eukaryota; Metazoa; Arthropoda; Insecta; Coleoptera; Curculionidae.
AUGAUAUUGACAGUUUUGAAUGAGAACGAUUUAGUAGUAGAAAAUCAGGUAGAAAAUGAAGGAGAAAUUGAAAAUAAUGUUACACCAUUGAAACUGCAGCUCAGUUAUUGGGCUACAAAACACAAAAUAAAACGGAGCGCUGUUUCGGACUUACUUAAGAUAUUACAAAAACAUGAUAGUGGAGCGAACCUCCCUAAAGAUUCUAGAACUUUACUGAAAACACCUAGGACUACUAAUAUCAAAUAUAUAAGUCCAGGGCAGUACUAUCACUUUGAUUUAACCUCAACUUUACUAAAUGCCAUUGAGGCGGAUAUAAAAAAAUAUCAAUUUAAAGAAAUUUGCAUAAAAAUUGGCAUUGAUGGAUUACCCAUAUCAGACUCCAACACCAGUCAACUCUGGCCAAUACUUGGUUGUAUUCAUCCUACUUCGAGAGUUUUUAUGAUUGGUGUUUACCAUGGGUAUAGCAAACCUGCCGACUCCAAUGAGUUUUUGCAGGCCUUCGUAGAUGAUAUUAGUAUUUUAAUUCAAGAGGGUCUGACAUAUAAGGAAGUUAAAUUUAAUAUAUCAAUUCAUUGCUUGAUAGCAGAUGCACCAGCGAAAUCCUUCAUAACUAAAACAAAAGGUCACACAGGUUACUUCAGCUGUACUAAAUGUGAACAGGAGGGUAUCUUCAUUCAGGGACGUAUGAGUUUCCCAUCAACCAAUUCUAAGAAAAGAACAGAAGCGUCUUUUAUUAUGCAAGAAAAUGCUGAAUAUCAUUUAGGCACCUCAAUUUUGCUCAAUAUUCCAAAUUUUGAUAUAGUCCUGGAUAUCCCGUUGGACUAUAUGCAUCUAGUAUGUAUCGGCGUCGUCAAAAAAAUUAUUUCUUUUUGGAUCAAGGGUCCCCUACAAGUACGUCUAUCGGCAGCGAAAGUCAAUAUCAUUUCCAAAAGUUUAAUACAAAUGAAACCAUUUAUUGUUCGAGAGUUUGCUAGAAAGCCUCAGGAACUUCAGUGUUAUAGUAACUGGAAGGCUACAGAACUGAGACAGUUCCUUCUUUAUACAGGACCUGUGGUUUUAUAUCAGGUACUCCCACCCACUUUAUAUUACCAUUUUUUGAGUCUACACAUAGCAAUCAGAAUUUUCUGUGACGAAAAACACGACGUAGUUCAGCUCCAAUAUGCUCACGAUUUGAUUUCACAUUUUAUUCAAUCAUUUAUUGUUAUUUACGGAGAAGAGUUCGUUUCCCACAACAUUCAUGGUUUGAUCCAUAUUAAAAAUGAUGUUGAACGCUUUGGACACCUCGACGCUUUCAGUGCUUUCCCUUUUGAAAAUUUCAUGAAAAAUUUGAAAACGUUUAUUAGUAAGCCUGAAAAACCAUUGCAACAGAUUCAUAGACGGUAUAUGGAAAUUCAGUCAUCGUCAGCGUGCAAUAAGUAUGAAGAAGAUCAAAAAGAAAAUAAAAUGUAUCACAAUGAUGGGCCACUAAUACCAAAUAUUUCAUUUAGAGAUCAGUUGCGGACAAAGCAGAUAUUAAAUUGGUUUUUUUCUAUCAAAAACCCAGAUAAUUGUUGUCACAUAGGAAGAAUAAUAAUAGAAAUACAUAAUUUUGCAUAUUGCAAUGAAAUUGCGCAAUAUGUGAUUAUUGGAAAACAGUUUCUUACUGUCACUGACUUUUAUCAAAAACCAUGUCCAUCUUCAAAUAAUUUAUGUUUCUAUGUGGAUAAUUUAAGUGAAAACUUUGAAAUGUGGCCUGCUAAUGAAAUAAGCGCUAAAUGUUUGAGGCUCCCUCAUGCCAGCGGUUUUGCUUCUUGGUGCGUGGUUGAGUUUUCCGAUGGCGUUCAAAUUGUACCUCACUCAUGGAUAACUGGUGACAAAUGUUACUGGCCAACCUAUAGUGGUAUUAAUGCUCAAUCAUUAUUCAAGAAGGCAGUAGUUGAGUACCAAGCACCUGAUAAGAAUAACUGGGCGUUGUAUGCAAUGAGGAUUUUGGGUAUUUAUGACUCUUACGAACAGGCUGCGCCAAAGCUGAAAAAAGCUGAAAUCCAGUCAGAUAUAAAUUCUUCGGAUAAGGAUGAGUCCCGCUCCAAGAAAAGCCGUCGCGUGAGAAAGAGGGUUGUUCAUUCAAGCGAAGAGGACAACACGGAUCCUGAAGAUGAAAUUGAGGGAAUCGAGCCCUUUCCAACUCCGCCAACGAAGAAAGCGAAUUUGAAAAUAACCCCUAAUAGUCGAACUGACACACGCAUAUCUCAGUUACCUGAUCAGGAUCCAAGUCCAUCAACCUCAACCAAUAAGGCUUGCAACUCAUCAACAUUUAAUUUCUUCACUGCAACUCCAAGAUCAUUGACUAAUCCAAGAACAACUUCACAAACAAUAAGUGGUGGAACUUUUAAAACACUGAAAAAAAAUCUGACUUUAGAGAAUUCCAGAAACAAAACAAACAAUGAUAUCACGGAAAUAAAAAAUCAGUUAAAAUUACUGCUACAGACAUUAAGGGAGCGUCAAACGGACAUCCAAGAAAACCCAAACACUGAUGAAAUUAAUAGCUUUAGAGAAAAGCUACCUAUGAAAACAGCAGCUGAUGUUGAUUCCUGGGAACAGAUAUUGAAUUCUGUUGAUGAGCGCAAAAAAAUGGUGACGUACCAUUGUAAAAAACAUUUUGAAAGCCCUCUUCACUGA